Symbiodinium sp. CCMP2592 is the source of this 603-nucleotide messenger RNA. NCBI's taxonomy places the organism in Eukaryota, Dinophyceae, Suessiales, Symbiodiniaceae. The record is from the annotation of a GenBank genome assembly.
GUGGCCACGGAUGCGAACGGCGGGACGACUUUGAAUCCUCUCCGCAUCAUCCUGCGCGGCUUCAACGGGGUGCCAGCAGGGGGACGCCUUUGGGUGCAGGCGCCGCAGUCCUUCCGCUGGCUAGGAGGCGAAGACCGCUCCUGCGACGGGAAGCUGCGAAAGAAGCCUUCCCAGCUCUCGGAAGAGGCUUUGGCAGCUGUGGCCGUCGGAUCUCUGGGCACCUCCUUCUGGAAGCUGCUGCCUGCGAAGUGCUACCUCCACGAGGCUCAGGACGGUUUGCUCUUGCUGCAGCUUCCGGAGGGGGGAGAGGACAUCGAGCCGCUCACGGAGUACAGCGUGGAAGCCACCAUUCUGAACCCUGUGGCCGAGAUCGCCGCACCCGAAGCUUUCCAGAUCGCUUCGGCCCAGCCAGUGACCGCGGAACAGCUCAACGCGGACACUGGUGUGCUCCCCCUCCCCGGCUUGGAGGAUUUGCUGCUCCUCGACAUGGUUGAGACAGCAAGCUUCCCCAUCACAAAAGGCCUGGCAUUGCUCAGCGUCACAACGGCGGAGGUCCUGGCGCCAGGUGACGAGGCGUCUGCGAUCUCCGUGACCUUCUCGCUG